Molecule: messenger RNA, 1656 nt
Organism: Lineus longissimus
Lineage: Eukaryota; Metazoa; Nemertea; Pilidiophora; Heteronemertea; Lineidae
Product: methylated-DNA--protein-cysteine methyltransferase-like
Exons: 4
Coding region: 151-768 (205 amino acids)
Biological process (GO): DNA repair
Cellular component (GO): nucleus
Molecular function (GO): methylated-DNA-[protein]-cysteine S-methyltransferase activity
Source: RefSeq, a predicted model, not a curated record
UCGAGGUUGUUUACAACAGACCAUGAGACACAUGGCUAUUUUUUGACUUCUGACUUGCUUGGCUGAUUUGGCUGUUUAUUUAGCCUGUUUAUAUCGCUUCGUAAUUUUCAAGAGAAGUUUGUGCUCUCAGAGAAGUGAGGGUCAGUCGUCAUGCCGACCUACAGAAGUAACAAAAAUCGCCCUGGCACUGCUAACAGGCUUACCAAGUGCUACCACGGUCCUCCUAACACAUACAUACUGAGCAGUCCGAUAGGGAACUUGGAGCUGGUGAGCUGUGCAAGAGGGAUCCAUACUCUUGGCCAAGUUGAGGGAAUCACAGAUGACACAUUCCAACCAGAUAUUAGCAUUCAAGUGCAGCUUAUAUCCCAACUCUACCCUGACAAUGGAUACACUUACAAACCAGUCCAAGCAUGCAUACAGUGGUUGAACAAUUAUUUCCAAAAUCCUGUUGAAGCCAAACUGCAGUCACCGCCAACAAUUUGCUUCAUUCACACUAAAGAAGGAUCAUUCACAGAAAGAGUUUGGCAAACAUUGGCAGAGAAGACGAAAUAUGGGAACACAGUGUCAUACGCAGAACUAGCAGAAGUAUGUGGAAGUGCCAAAGCAUGUCGAAAAGUCGGUACAGCCAUGAGAAACAACCCGGUUCAGUUGAUUAUACCGUGCCAUCGAGUGAUAAGGAGUAAUGGGACAUUCGGUGAUUACUGUGCCGGUUCUCGAAAUUCUGUGAAAACGUGGUUAUUACAAAUGGAGGAUGUUAUCAAGUCUUAGACCUAAACCCUGAAAGUGAUUCUGCUGACAUCUAAAUAAUGUUACCAGUUGUUGCCAUUCCACAUUCAUGUUCAAAAAGUGUUUCAAAAACUGUCAAAAAGUGGAUUGAAAAUUAACAUUUUGGUAAGCCUUCUAUUGACAGUAUUAGAAGUGACUUGCUGACUUUGGGGUUAAGGCUGUUAAUUGGCAUUUUCACUGCAUUUAAAAAUGUAAGGAGUUUCUUUGUUUAAAUUAGGCUUGAAGAUUGUAUUUGAAUGUCAAACACUGAAAUGUAGAAGUUUCUAGUAUUGUUGCAUUUGGACAAGGGAGUGUCGACUUCAGGAACUGAUCAUUUCAAAAACUGUCAAAGAGAAGGUUGAACAUUGCUAUUUGUUCGUCAGACUCCUUUAGUUCAGACAUGCCUUGUCUUGUUACUUUAUUUGGAUGGGUGAGUGACUCACAUUUGGGGCUGAGAAUAUGUAUCCAUUUGAAAUCAUUGAUACCCGUGUGGGUUUUUGUUUUGCAAUAUUUGAAUCCACUUUGUUACCGGUACACUAAAUUUGGUCCCUGCGAAUGACCCUAACCACAUGUGAUACCAUGGAAUUUCCCUGAUGUCAGGAUCUGUUGAAUUUUUGUGUUCAAAAGAAAUUCAUAUAUUUGUCUUCGAUGUGCUGUCCAAUUUCUGUCACAUCCCUCCAUCAGUUGAUAGCAAAACUAUUUACAUCUAUUGCAUUGUAUGCAACAGAUUGCAUUGUAUACAACAGAUUGCAUUGUAUGCAACAGAACAGUGUUGAGGUUGAGAUUAGAACUUUCUGGCUGCAAUCGUAAUCAGGAAUGCUGAUCGAUAUUUCACUUAUCACAUGUGAAUCUUGUUUGUUUAAAAAAGAAACAGAGCAGUAUUGCAUGAAA